AUGAGCGAAACUCAACUAUCCGAUCAGUACUUGUACCAGAGCUCGCUUAAGAGCGACCCGGAGAUCAAGGUAUCUUCGAGCAAGCGUGUACCGCACGUUAUUGACCUAAAUCAGGGCUCGUACCAGAAUGGUGUCAUCACUAUCGAUGCUACAGCUCAGCUUAACGGUUCCGAGGGCUUCGCAAGCCUCCGUGAUGCCUACAUUAUGCUUCCCUACAAGGUCUCAAUGAAGAUUGGUGGCACUGCUCGAACUGCCGCUGCCAAUCGUCUAUGGGCUACUCUAAAAUGCGGAAAUUGGAACGUUAUUGAUAGUCUGAGUCUGGAACUCAAUGGAAAGACUAUCGUCUCGAUGGCUGACUACAAGCUCUUUUGGAAUAACGUUCGUGCUCAGACUGGGUACAGCCCUCAGUACGUUGAAAAGCACGGAGCUGAAUCGUUCUUUGGUGAUGGAUAUUCAAACACCAUGGCCUUCUCGUCUUCCUUUGCUGUCUCGGCUCCUCCUGGUGGUGCAACUAUUCCUAAUGACGGUUUCGUUAAACGCCUUCUAUCGAAUCCUCCUACGGCUGGCGCUGACUUCUCCAGCUCGUGGCCGUCGGUAGGUGGUGCUGCUGCAUCGACUACCAUUUCUAACCAGACCUCGCGUGGAGCUUUCGUAGCUGGUGGUACUGCUGCUAACGCAAUCAUGGGAACGUGGAACUACAUGCUUAAGAUUAAGCUCACCGAUCUGCAUCCUAUCUUCCGUGAGCUUGACUUGAUGGCUAACCCUCAAAUUCGCCUGCGUUUCCGUGUGAAUCAGGGAACGUCUGUAGUCGCGGUAGAUGCUUCAAAGGGUAUGUCGCUAACCUCUACUACUCUAUCGUCUGGUAAUAGUUGUCCGGUCAUGAUUGCCGCUUCUGCUACCGGUAAUCCGAUGAAUGGUGUGCUUGCCGCAUCUGCGGGCUUUAGUGUUGCUUGGGGAGCGGUUGUAAAUGCUCUUGAACCUACCAUCGAUGGUACAUACAUGCCUUUUACUACUGCUCGUUUGUAUGUCCCUUUCAAGGUUCGCUACAAUGAUUGCUACGCACAGUGGUUUUACCAGCGUGCUGGU
This is a messenger RNA of Phytophthora sojae, 1086 nucleotides long. RefSeq lists its product as hypothetical. The record is from RefSeq and is a predicted model, not a curated record. The annotation marks the transcript as partial. The transcript is spliced from 3 exons. NCBI's taxonomy places the organism in Eukaryota, Oomycota, Peronosporomycetes, Peronosporales, Peronosporaceae.